Rotaria sp. Silwood1 is the source of this 311-nucleotide messenger RNA. Lineage: Eukaryota; Metazoa; Rotifera; Eurotatoria; Philodinida; Philodinidae. The record is from the annotation of a GenBank genome assembly.
CUCCGUAUCAAGGAGGCGUUUUCUUUCUUGAUAUAAACUUUUCAGUAGACUAUCCAAUUAAACAGGCAAUGUUUAAAUUUACCACGAAAAUAUUUCAUCCAAAUGUAUUUCCAAAUGGUAAUAUAUGCAUGGAAAUUCACGGGAAUCAACGCACUCUCACAAUCUCCAAGCUAUUAAUAUCAAUUUGUUCCCUGUUGGACGAUCCAAAUACGGAUGAUCCAGCUAAUCCUGAAGCUGCACAUCUUUAUCGAUUCAAUCGUGAUAAAUAUAACAAAAUUGCACGUCAAUGGACACGGAAGUAUGCUAUGUGA